Molecule: messenger RNA, 2533 nt
Organism: Betta splendens (Siamese fighting fish)
Lineage: Eukaryota; Metazoa; Chordata; Actinopteri; Anabantiformes; Osphronemidae
Gene: mmd
Product: monocyte to macrophage differentiation-associated
Exons: 7
Coding region: 419-1138 (239 amino acids)
Cellular component (GO): membrane
Molecular function (GO): pore-forming activity
Source: RefSeq, a predicted model, not a curated record
GAAAUCAUAUAUUUGAGUGAGCGGUGGAGAGCGGCUCGACAGUGAGCGGUGGGCUUGCUUUGCUUGCGGCGGCUUAUUUCGCUUUGUCCUGACUUCAGCUGUUGCUUAUGGCUGUCUGUAGCUUCAAGAGGGGGCUCUGACUCAGUAUUUGUUACAGAAUGCUAUUGAGAAAAAGACUAAAAACAUGCCUUUGCAGUAGGAGCGUUAGCGCUGCCGGUGCCUCGUAGCCGUAGUGAAAGUUAGCCGUGGAGUAGCAUGACGUUAGCCGAGUAGCUAACGCUAGGCCAUCCGUUUUCUUUUGCUUGUCAGGACACUGCGUUGUUUCGUUUCCCCGUUCGUAGAGCAGGCUUUAGUAGAUUACUUGCUUGCUGGCGUUUGCCGUCUUUUCAUUUGCCGCCUGUGUGAAAAAGGCUCUGAAAUGAAGAGAGUGAGCGCCUUUCACAGGUUCAUGAACAGACGGGCUUCUGCUAACUGCCGCUACCAGCCCACUUGCUAUGAGCAUGCUGCAAACUGCUAUACCCAUGCACUCCUCAUCGUGCCAGCCUUUGUGGGAAUGGCUUUUCUGCACCGCCUGUCUGACAACCGCUGGGAGAGGAUCACAGCCUGGGUGUACGGGAUGGGCCUGUGUGCCCUCUUUCUGGUCUCGACGGUGUUUCAUAUCAUAACCUGGAAGAAGAGCCACAUGAGGUCUGUGGAACAGUGUUUCCAUAUGUGUGACAGAGUGGUCAUCUAUUUCUUCAUUGCUGCCUCCUACACACCUUGGUUGAACCUGCGUGAACUGGGCCCUCUAGCAGCGCACAUGCGCUGGUUUGUGUGGUUCAUGGCUGCUGCUGGAACCAUCUAUGUCUUCAACUAUCAUGAGAAGUAUAAACUUGUUGAGCUGGCCUUCUAUUUGACAAUGGGUUUUUUCCCAGCACUGGUCGUGACAUCAAUGAGCAACACUGAGGGUCUGCAGGAGCUGGCCUGGGGUGGACUCAUCUACUGCCUCGGUGUGUUUUUCUUCAAGAGCGACGGCGUCAUCCCUUUCGCUCAUGCUAUUUGGCACAUGUUUGUGGCGCUGGCUGCGGCCGUACACUACUACGCCAUCUGGAAAUACCUCUACAAGUCCCCCAGCGCUGAUGUGCCCUUCGAUUUGUGACGACGCCACCACCUCACCUUUCCUGUGCGCUCCUGAGCCGAGCACCUGCACACGGACUCCCUCAUCUGCCCCCGGAAGCUGCAGCAACAGCCGUAAUGUUUACGAUACAAUACUGACUACGAGUUGUUUACUGUUUUCUUAUGUGGAGAACAGCGUCUCCCCAACGAAGUACUUUCAAAGCUGUUUUGUACACCUUCAGUCUUGACAGUAAGGCAGUCAAUUUUACAUUUAAUAUUAAUGUUGCUGCACAUGUGAGUAUUUACGGAAUUUCAUAGCAGAUUUUGUAUCACUUGAAAAAAAUCACAUUCCACAUUUACGGUUAUUUCAGUGUCAGAUGUGAAGUCAUUUCUGCUGGUUUUAAAAAUGAUCAGUACACAAGGCUUGGUACAAGUGCUUGCGUUUCUGUUCUUUAGUUCUUUGUGCAAAUGUUAACAUCUCUUAAACCAAUUUAUAAUUUAUCAAAAGGAGCCAAAGGUCUGUUAACAUUUCUUUUAUCAGUCAGUUGUACAGGACCUUCGCCAAAGCAAAAUAGUGACAUAUCAGGUACAUUUAAUUAAAAUCAGGGACGCACUAAUCAAAGUAGAUUCUCAAUGGACCAUUUGAUGCCAAUUUUUGCAACUCUGUAUCGAAAAGUGUUUUACCUAGAUGGGAAAAAGUAGUUGAACAUUUGAAGUGUUUAAAAUCAAGUAGUACUUUUAUGAGUAAACCCCUGAUAAGGACGGUGUUUUAUUUUGAUUUUAAAUUCGCUUGUCUUCUGUCCAAGCCCUGCUUGUUGCGUGUCGGUCUGUAGUGCCCCCUGCUGGUGGGCGUCUGUGAGAAGGUGAUUUACAGCACUUCAGAGAGCGUGAAGUUGAGUUGGGAUUUAGUUCAUGAGCCAAAUAAUGAGGAUCAGUUCAGGCAGUGUGGUGAGACACGGUUGUCCCGUUGUAUUUGUAAUGUGAACAGUGCAGUAGUGUUUGCUUUUGCACAACCUUUGUACCACAGUAUUACCUUUCCACUGACUGUCAGUUUUGGUAUUUGCACCACUAGCACAAACAGUGUUUCCUGACUUAUCAGUGACAAAACCUCAUGUUGAUGUUUUUGUCUCAUCUUGAAUUGUUUUAUAAAUUUGCAUAAUGGCUCCUGACUUGUAAGACUUUCUCUUGAUCUCCUCUUAGUGAUGUAUGGAGCUCAAUGAGUGCAUUUUUUUUAAUUGUCUGUUGAUGAAACAGUUUCCUUAACCACUCUGUUUUGUAAUGUUUGCAUAUACAUGUUUAUCACAUGAUCCUGGCCUUUGCAGGGAUUAAAACUGCUUCUUGUUUGUUUCAUUGGCUGUUAAUGGUGCUGCGUGAAUACAGAUGGUCCUCUGUUAUACUGAACAUCAUCCCAACAUGUCAAUAAAAAGUAAUGCUUGUG